GGUUUUGCCUGGAUAUCUAUUUGUUUGGAAGGAGGGGAGUUUUGUUGGUCGGAUUUCAACUCCUACGUUGGCGGAAAAUUUGAGUUGGUGACUUGUGUGUUGGUCCCCUGUGGAGUGGUGUGGGAGGGGUAGUGGUGGCAUGGCCGCCAAGGUGAAAAUCGAGAAGCCAGCCAUGGAGGUGACUGCUGCGCGCAGUCGGCUGGAUGGUAUCCUACAGCACAUGGUGGAACAGAGAGAGGAUGGAGCUGGGGAUGAUGGAGACAAGGACGAGUCUUCAGGAGAAAACAAAGAGGUAUCCCCAUCAGCUGGAAGCUCAGGCAAAAGAGGAGGUGGUGGUGGGAAGUCAUCCAGAAAGAGGAGAAAGAAGGAUUUAUCUUCAGACCUGAACAGUGACUCAGCACACUUCCCACAACAUACAUACAUUAUGAAGCUGUUUGAUCGCAGUGUGGACCUGGCCCAGUUUGAGGAGAGCACCCCUCUCUAUCCCAUCUGUCGGGCAUGGAUGCAGAACCAGCCCCACAGACGUGUCAAGGUAGAGCCCGACUCCUCACCUCAGCCUCUACCAGCAGAGCCCACACCAGGCACCAGCAGUGAGGAGGGGAGGAUCCUGACAAGCCCAAGGAAUACUUCAGCCUCCCUGCCCCUGCACCCGGGCAGGAAGAAACCACUACAGAUGGGGAGGUGCAGGAUAGGAGAGUGCCUUCACCAGUACCACAGCCUGAUGAAGAACUCAACAUCCAUGCUGAUCAAGACCAAGCACCGAUACAAGAAACUUUGCUGAGCAAUCAUUUGCAGAGGUGGAAAAAAGUCAGACAAAAGUGGAAGGAGACAUCAGGGUUGAACCAGGGUCGAUAUGCAGAAAGCAUGACCAUCCUGAAAAACAUGUAUGACAGGACAGUCAGAUGAAGGGGAGACUGUUGUUCAGGUCAAAAUUUCAAAGGCUUGUCUGUGUCUUUCCAACACACCAUCGCCUACUCAUAGAAGCUACUACAUGUACAGCUAAUUUGGUUUCAAUAUAUUUUUAACUUUUGUACUUUGUAUACUCUAGUGCAGGUGUAUUUUUUAGUUUAAAUGCUGCCUGUAUUUGUGGUUCUCUAGUAUGACAGCUACUGACUGCCUUGUACACUUGUAACUCUUUAUCCUGGUAUAAACAGUACCACAUGACAUACAUUCCACUUGGGGACUUUUCUGAUACUAUAACAGCUCAGUAGUAACACAAACUCAUUGUUUCUCAUACAACCUUCAUUGUUUAUCAAAUAUGUAGCAGUGUUAUAUUCAAGUAAAACCACUUGUUGAUUCUCAGUAGUUCUCAACUUCUCAGGGAGCCAUUACAAAACUCACAAUGUCAAAAUGUAUGAUGUAGCCUGAACAAGAACAAGACUCUUAUUUCUGUACUGUAUUUUGCUACUUACUAAAUUAUCCUUAAAUUAACUUUAUGGAAUUAUUUACAUGUUUUAUCUACAAAGCCCCAUUUAAAUCUGGUACGUUUGAAUCUAGUACAAUCAAUGUCUACAGUAAGUAGAAUGAUACAGUCUCACUGCACAUUAUGUUUCUAGUGUGUGAAACAUCUGAUAGGGCUAUAUGUAAGUGCAAAUAACAAAACACUUUUUAUUUGUGUGGUAAGCUACAGGCAAGUCUUCCAGCUUGUAAUAAUCUAGUAGGGGUUUGUGUGAAGAAUGUACUCACUAUGUUUGUACCAAUUAUAUACAUGUGUAUAUAUACACUAUAUUGAUUAAUAAAUCGGAAUUGUUAAUGCCCAGAAGAAGACAGACAAAAGGUAAACUUUGGUAGAGAAAAAAUGACAUAGUUACGUAGUGUGGUCUACUCAUUUAAGCUGAUUGCAAAAAUAAAUGGUAUUGCAAAAAUAAAGUUUUGUAUGUUGUUUUAGAAAGCUGAUUGCAAAAUAAAUGGUAUUGCAAAAAUAAAUGAACAAUGUACUCUUGGUCACUAUUUUGAUGUCAUUCACAUACAUGUAGUUGGUCCUUUUUGCCACUAUCUUCAGAAAUGGUCAAUUUCAAUUAUUUGAUACCAGUACAGAGACAUUAAGACUGAUGGUGAUACUACAAUGUAGUAUAUCCGAUAGGUAUAGUACAAGAGAGGUUGGAGAUAUUUGUGUAUUCAAUGAUAACUGUAAGAUGACAUUAAUGUAGCUGUUACAAAAGUUUUUAAAAUGUGCAUUUCUUCACAUUUCUUUUGAGAAUAGGAAUGAUGUCGAUAUAUGAGAUAAAAUAUGCCCCUGUAAAUCUUGGUUAGCUACUUACAUAAUGAUGGUACAUAAAAGUAAUAUGUAUGUCAGGGCUUUGUGUCAUAUACACUCUGGUAAUUUAGAAAUGUUGGAUUGAAGAGAGUGGACAACCUGGGGAAAUACAUAGCAUUUCUUAACAAUUAUGCUUUACACAUGUUGAAGCAAAUUUCUUGUAUACAAAUGUUGGCUGUGACAUGAUUAAUGGUAACAUAAACUUUAUAGUAGUAUGUCAAUUAGUUAACCAUAUUUCCUACCUUUUGAUAAAAAUGAAGAAUUAGAGCACAAACCUCUUGAAUUUAUUUAUUUUCCUGCUGCGCUUUCUCAUGUAGCUUAUACAAAUAAUCUGCACUCAAGCCAGUGUCUUCAAUUACCUUGGAUUGUUUAGCUUCAUUUUUUACUCUGCAUUUUAUCAAGGCCUGUUAGGACCAAGAACUUAUCAAAUGUCCAUACUGACCUAGUUCACUAGAGUAUCAUUGCCUCUUUGGCUCUGGCUUGUUUUUUAUGUGUUUUUAGUCAGCCUUUCUACUUCUGGACUUAAGGCAUAGGCAUUUUUCCCUAUGGGAUGUACAAGAAUAAGCAACAUAACAGUACGGUUUGUUAUCUGGGUCUCAGUGUUUCUUGUUUGUAUCCAGUGAUGAUAGUCAUUUCAUUGAAUCACUAGUUUACAUCUGAAGGUUGAUGUAUCAGAAUUAGAAACUUUGGCUUGGAAAUGAUAUAUGAUAUAACUGUUAACAAUGAUAGGUAGCUAUAUCAUUGCAGAUUUCUACUUGUACUUUCAGCAUAUCAUAUUGGCAGUUGAUGUGCUCCAUUUUGUAAAUGAAGUGAAGAUGAAAAAUGAAAUAUAAAAUGAUUU
This is a messenger RNA of Branchiostoma floridae (Florida lancelet), 3098 nucleotides long. Its product is annotated as protein lin-37 homolog. Gene Ontology annotation, biological process: negative regulation of transcription by RNA polymerase II. Gene Ontology annotation, cellular component: transcription repressor complex; Myb complex. Lineage: Eukaryota; Metazoa; Chordata; Leptocardii; Amphioxiformes; Branchiostomatidae. Bases 140 to 781 code for a protein of 213 amino acids. The record is from RefSeq and is a predicted model, not a curated record. The transcript has 9 exons.